Molecule: messenger RNA, 5786 nt
Organism: Chaetomium fimeti
Lineage: Eukaryota; Fungi; Ascomycota; Sordariomycetes; Sordariales; Chaetomiaceae
Product: U3 small nucleolar RNA-associated protein 10
Exons: 3
Coding region: 246-5630 (1794 amino acids)
Biological process (GO): maturation of SSU-rRNA from tricistronic rRNA transcript (SSU-rRNA, 5.8S rRNA, LSU-rRNA); positive regulation of transcription by RNA polymerase I
Cellular component (GO): small-subunit processome; 90S preribosome; t-UTP complex
Molecular function (GO): snoRNA binding
Source: RefSeq, a predicted model, not a curated record
UCUCAGAGCGCGGACAGUGAGAAGAAGUCGACCACGUCUUCCACCCCCUUGCGCCCUCUACUACCCUCAUUUGACGGCGCUGGGCGUAGAUAACUUCUGCACGGUUAAUUGACGGUCAACAAUUUCGACCUGCCCACUACCGCCCCGCUCGGACCGUGUACUUUCCACCGUCAAUCCGAUCACCCCUCUGUCGCAAACGAGACCGACGAGUAAUUACACGCGCGGGAGGUUAAUACUGCCUCGAGAUGGCUUCGUCCUUGGCUGCGCAGCUGGCGCAGAUCGCAGCCAACUCGCGGACGAGCCUAAACGCCAAGGCCUUGAAGGCAACUCACUCCAAGUCCCUGAUCUGGGAGCCCCGAGUCGCCGCUGGCCAAACCUUUCCCGAGAUCUACCAGUUAUCGCACGAGGGGUUUGAGGAACUCUGCAACCUGGAUGCACGCUUCGCACACUAUGGCGCCUCCCUGUUUAGCGAGCAGAGUCAAGAAGCCGACCGGACUCAGAUGAACGCCGAGGAAAAUGCGGCUUUGGACGAGCGCGUCGACUCGUUCCUCCACCUCGUAGGGAGCCGGCUGCGGCUUAUGCCCGCCAUCAAAGCGAUCGAGUGGUUGAUUCGGCGGUUUAGGAUCCACGAGUUCAACACAAACACCCUUAUCACCACCUUCCUGCCGUAUCAUACCAUUCCAGCCUUCGUUACGCUCCUUUCCAUUCUUCCAGCAAAGAUACCCCUGGAGUACCGGUUCUUAGAUCCCUACAUCAGAUCUUUAACGGCCCCGCCUAGAGCCGCGAUAGUCCAACAGGCAACAAACCGGCCCGAGUUGCUCUCGACCAUCUCUCAGUAUACGCUUGAAUCAUGCCGGGCGAAGCAGGAGUACCCGGGUCUGGUGUCAUUCUGGGGUGGUGUCAUGGCGGAAGCCGCCAAUGGCAUGCUUGAUAAAAUGCGGUCCGGUCGGAGGAGCAUUCAGCUGGAAAAUGACCAUAUCCUCCUCCAGCAGAUUGGGCCAGUUCUCAGCGAGGCCAUGGUCAUGAAGGAAGUUCCCGGGAUUCAGAUCGCAAGCUACAUGAUUGUUACAAUCCUUGCUGCGAAGGGCAGUCUUAAUGAUGUGGCGCUCACGGCGUUCAUGGAUCAAUUAGUCCACGGCUGGACUGUCGAUACCUAUCGUUCGGGCCUUGUCUGUCUCUGCAUCCUAGCACAACACCGGGCUGCGAAGCAGGUGUCCAGCCGUGUCGCAAAGGCCCUCAUCAAGGUCCAGGACUUGGUCCCGACCCUGGUGGAAAUCAGCCGGCAACACAGAGUCGACAAACUGGCCAACGGGCUCGCACUAGCCUUUAUCGACAGACUUUCCAAGAAGGGCGAUGUCCGGAGCCUGCCUGCUAUUAACUCGCUUUUUUCGGCCAACCUGUUGCGGGAUAAGCAGAUUAAGGUUAUCUACAAAGCCAUGCUCUUGGCUGCCCACAAAGUCAACGAUGAGGUCGACGAGGAUGGUCACAUUCGCAAAGAGAUCGGCUCGUCCUUGAUCAGCUUAUCGCAGGCGGGAGGAGACGUGGGGGAUGUUAUCAGGUCGGCCAUUGAGGAGAUUGAUUUCAACAUCGAAGAGCUUGAACUCAAGCUUGGAGCUGCGAUCCGCCCGAAACUCGCGAUCGAACAAAGCCCGGAGGACGAAGAGGCAGAAGAGGGGACAGAGACAGCUGAAACUCAGCCAAGUCUGGACUCGACGUUCCAGGAGCUGGCUAGACUGCAACCCUCAACAGUCUCGUGUCUAUCACAAGAAUCGAGCAGCCUGUUCAACGAUCUCUGCGCAGUCCUCCUGUCUGCGGCGGCUACCGAGAGCGACAUGGAGAAGUUCGACGCCAUUCCUGUUCUAAGCCGAUCUCUGGCGCCGAGCAACCCCUUUUACCUCAGCUUCUAUGUGCGCGUCUGGUGUGGGCCAUUUCCCACACUCGCUAAGGUGGCUGCCCUCGAACGUGUCAAGUCCCGGCUAAAGGAACCCGAUUGCGUGGGCAAGGAUUUCCAGGCAAUCAUUCCUUACUGUGCGGUGGCCCUGAGCGACCCGGCAAAGAAGGUUCGUCGUGCCGCGGCCGACCUUGUUGCUGUUUUGGGUUCCCUUCUCAAGGAACAGCCCCGGCAGGUUUGGGGGGCGAAGGACUUGUAUGGCAAGGUUGGCGCUCCCAAUGCCCUUGACCGUGAUGCCCUCAAGGCUCUAGUCAGCUCGGUCCUGAUCCCGUCAUUGGAAGAGUCUGUCCUUCACGACGCUCACGUCGUUGCCGCCCUCACCAGCGCCCUCGAGAGCUCGAAGGGUUCAUCCGGAACGGAGGGUGAAAGGCGCCAUCUUUCCCACGCAACGAGGCUCUCGAUCUUUAAGUUUCUCUGUGGCCACGUUACCGAGACACCAUUGCUGGCCGUUAAGAUCCGCUUGCUUCGAUCCCUCAACCAAAUUCGGAGCAUCUCAGGCACCUCUCGGACGGACCUUCUUUUGCCGCUCCUCCGUUGGUGGGCUGCUCUUGGCCGUGGUGAGGUCCUUGAGCUUACUGCGCGAGAAGCGCUCGAUGAGGCUGCCGUGGACGAAGCUGUCGUGGACGUCGUUAUAGCAAACCAUAUCGCUGGCCUCGAGACGGCCUUCCAGCUGAUCAACGACCCCAAAACAGCUCUUAGACCCAAUCUGGUGCAGGCGAUCUUUGGCCGGAUCAUCAAAAUGUGGCCAUCGAUGAAGUCGGACACUAAGUUCUCCACAGCUCGAUCCAUGUUCAACAUCACCCAAACUUUACCAUCGUCUGAGCACGGCCCGGUCAUUACGGAGGCGGUCGAGCUCCUGCGCAAGGUGGAGCUGACGACUGAUAUUCAACUCGACCUCAUUGACUCGUUACAAGACCAAGUCAAGCUUGCGACCGAGAAGCCCGCGAACAAGCGGAGACGGGUCAGCACAACGGAGCAGAGUCGGAGCGUGGCUUUGCAGAGCAGCCCAGAGCUGAAGGCGGCUCUGAACAAGACGACCUUCGUGCUCGAGCUCGUUCAAGAGUCCGAUCCGGCAAAUCACCCCGAACUACUGCCGAGCCUUUUUACUACGCUGUCUGAUCUUCACCACCUCAGCACGCUCAUCGGCUCUGAGUUGGGGUAUCUCCAGAACCUCGUGCUAAGCAGUCUUCUCGCCAUGAUGCCGGCGUACAAGGACAACAAGAACCUGACGAUCGACGCAUCAGUCGGCCACGGAGACAUCUUGGCUACCUGUAUCCAAAAGUCGUCCAGCCCUGCUGUCAUCAACGCGGCACUGCUUUUGGUGGCUAGCCUGGCUAGGACGGCACCAGAUGUGGUGCUGCAGAGCGUCAUGCCGAUUUUCACGUUUAUGGGCAGCUCGGUGUUGAAGCAGGCUGAUGACUACUCUGCCCAUGUUGUCAAUCAAACCAUCAAGGAGGUUAUUCCUCCGUUGAUUGACACGUUCCGGAGAAGAGGACGUAACGUGGUUGCCAGCACCAAGGACCUUCUUGCCAGCUUCGUUACCGCUUACGAGCAUAUUCCUUCGCAUCGGAAGCACGACCUCUUCAUUUCCCUGGUCCAAAACCUCGGGCCUGAGGACUUCCUCUUUGCCAUUCUUGCCAUGUUCGUGGAUCGGUAUGCUGCGACAGACAACAUGAUCUCGUUCACAACCCAGAUGAUGAGUUCAUUCUCGGUGGAGAUCCAGCUGCAAACUCUCAUCAAGCUCUUGGACUUGACUAGCGACAUCUUCAAGCCGAAGCCCGCGCUAUCGAAUACCUUGCUUGGCGGUGACGGCAGUGAGCAUGACACUCAAAAGGUCGCCACAAAGCAGCUGAACCUCCUCCCACAUCUGCUUGCAAACAGGCGCCUGAAGCGGGAGAUUACACAAUUGGCGGAGAGAGAUGACAUGGAAACUGGGAAGAUCCGCGAUCUCUACGCGACGCUCCUGGAGAGCAUCUUGACGCUGGCGACCACGGUCAAGAGCAAAAAGGCGCUCUACAACCGCUGCGGCGACGCGCUAUCUAACCUACUCAAUCUGCUCUCGAUCGCCGAGUUCAUCAAGAGUGUGGAAGCACUUCUCGACCGGCCGAACGUCGGGCUGCGGCAGAAGGUGCUACGGGCGCUCGAGCUUCGGGUUGACAGUGAGAGCACCGCGGACCCAAGAUCUAGGGAGGCGCUCCUUGCUUUCCUGCCGCAGUUGACUGCCGUCAUCCGCGAAUCGGACGACAUGAGCUACAAGCACACUGCGGUGACGUGUGUCGACAAGAUCUCGGAGAAGUACGGCAAGAAGGACAUCGAUGCGGUUGCGGCAGCCGCCGCGACUAUUGCGGGCGAUCACUGCCUCGGCCAGUCAUCGCAAAGUCUUAGGGUCAUGGCGCUGCUCUGCCUGGCUUCACUUGUGGAUGUCCUGCAGGACGGCAUCGUUCCUGUUUUGCCUGUCGCGAUCCCCAAGGCACUGGACUACCUAGAACAGAGCUUGGUUGACGAGGAGCCCAACGCCGAGCUGCACAAUGCGGCGUAUGCCUUCAUGGCAGCGUUGGCCCAGCAUAUCCCGUACAUGAUCACUGGUUCAUACCUCGAUCGCCUUCUGGCUUGCUCGAACGCAUCUGCGGCGGCGGCACUGGACGACGAGUCGAGCAGCAACCGGACGCACUGCCUUCAGUUCCUGGCCAAAUUGGUCGACCCCAAGGUCAUGUACAAUGCACUCAACCAGAACUGGGCCUCUGCCUCCAGCUGUGGUGCCUCGGCCGUCACUGAAUAUCUCGACAUCCUCGGUAUGGCCCUUGAUAAGCAUUCCAAGGCAGCCGUUGCGAAGAACGUAACUUCGCUCUCAACCAUCUUCCUCAGCUCCAUGGACCUUAGGAGGGUCGUGGGGUCUGGGCAGGCCAAGACCUCGAUCAGCCCGUCCGAGUUGGACGAAAUCGAGUCCAAGAUCGGCGACGUUGCGCUUAAGAUGAUCUACAAGCUCAACGACGCUGCCUUCCGCCCCAUCUUCUCCAAGCUCAUGGAGUGGGCGUCGACGGGGCUCCCCAAGAACGACGCGUCGGGCCGGACCCUCCGGCUAUUCGCCGUCUACGGCUUCCUAGACACCUUCUUCGGCAACCUCAAGUCCAUCGUCACCAGCUACGCAUCGUACACGGUCGAGAGCGCCAUCAAGGUCCUCUCGUCGACCGACUUCCAGGACGCGGACGAGAAGGAGCUCUGGAAGCGGGUGCUGCGCACGCUGGCCAAGUGCUUCGAGCACGACCAGGACGGCUUCUGGCAGGCGCCGGCGCACUUCGGCGCGGUCGCGCCCGUGCUGGUCGAGCAGUUCCUGAACGCGGGCGCGGGCGCGGGCGCCGACGCCGCCGAGGACCUCAUCCCCGCGCUCGUCGAGCUGGCCGCCGCCGCCGACUCCCAGGAGCACCACAAGGAGCUCAACGGCGCGCUGCUGAAGCACCUGCGCAACAGCCAGGCGGCGGUCCGCCUCGCGGUCGUGCAGUGCCAGCAGGCGUUGACGGUGAGGUUGGGAGAGGAGUGGUUGCAGGCGCUGCCGGAGAUGCUGCCGUAUAUUAGUGAGUUGCAGGAUGAUGAUGAUGAGGUGGUGGAGAGGGAGAAUAGGCGGUGGAUUGUGGAGAUUGAGGAGAAACUUGGGGAGAGCCUGGAUUCGAUGUUGCAGUAAUCUACUAGGAAGGGUAGAUACUUUGUGGAUGUGUAUGUAUUUUGGUGGUAUGGUUGGCAGCUAUGUGAGAUGUAUGUUUUGGGGUGGUUCUUUGGAUUGUGAAAAGGGUUUAUUGCGGAAUAAAGCUAGAUUGUGUUUUAGGUUUUUGACUGGUGU